GGCGGAGCGGCGGGCAGCCCGGCCUCCUGCGCGCCGCGGGCCUGGGAGGACCCCCGCGACAGCCCAGCGCAGGCCCACGGAGCACGGCGGCGGCGGCUUCGUUGCAAAGACUGACUGCGCCGGUGGUCCCAGGGCGCACUCGGCUGGCCACCCUCGCCGCCCUGGCUGAGUGUCGCGCGGCCGGCGCCAUGUCCGUGAGUGAGAUCUUCGUGGAGCUGCAGGGCUUUUUGGCUGCCGAGCAGGACAUCCGAGAGGAAAUCCGAAAAGUUGUACAGAGUUUAGAACAAACAGCUCGAGAGAUUUUAACUCUACUGCAAGGGGUCCAUCAGGGUGCUGGAUUUCAGGACAUUCCAAAGAGGUGUUUGAAAGCUCGGGAACACUUCGGUACAGUAAAAACACACCUAACGUCUUUGAAGACCAAGUUCCCUGCUGAACAGUAUUACAGAUUCCACGAGCACUGGAGGUUUGUGCUGCAGCGCUUGGUCUUCUUGGCCGCGUUUGUCGUGUACUUGGAAUCGGAAACACUCGUGACUCGAGAAGCGGUUACAGAAAUUCUUGGCAUUGAGUCAGAUCGGGAGAAGGGAUUUCAUCUGGAUGUGGAAGAUUAUCUCUCAGGAGUUCUGAUUCUUGCUAGUGAACUGUCGCGGCUGUCGGUCAACAGCGUGACGGCCGGAGACUACGCGCGGCCCCUGCACAUCUCCACCUUCAUGAACGAGCUGGACUCCGGCUUCCGCCUCCUCAACCUCAGGAACGACUCGCUGCGGAAGCGCUACGACGGCCUCAAGUACGACGUGAAGAAGGUGGAGGAGGUGGUCUACGACCUCUCCAUCCGCGGCUUCAACCGGGAGACGGCGGCGGGGGCUGAGAAGUAGCCCCGGCCGCCCCGCCCCGGCCCGCGCGCCCCGCGGCGCAGCUCCUCUGGCCCCUCCACCGGCAGCGGGGCGCCCGAGUGGCCGAGAGGAUGCCUUCCCAGGGACAGUGGUUUCGUGCAUUUGCUGUGAUUCCGUGUAUUUCAGUUCUGUCAAAGUGUCAGCGUCCAUCUCUUGGUAAAGUCCUUUCCUUGCUUAUCCCGAUGCUGUUAAUGUGCCGACGGGAAGUUUACUGUCUUGUUCGUGAUUCUUCCAGAAGUGAUCCUUGACGAUUUCUUUACCCAAAGUAGCCAUCCGUACCAGGUGUAGCCUGGAUACAGUAUACAAAUAGAUCAUUAAAAAGGAUGGUUGUCAAGCAAAGGGCAACUUAUUUUAUAUUUUCUCUUCUUAUUUUAAGCCUUGUGAGUAAAUCAGAUGUUGAAUUUUUUUGCAAAGGAAUUAACAGCCACAAGGUUCUCUCUCACUGCCAUCAAAGUACUGAAGAUUAAACUGCAAAGUCUAGUUCAACAGGUUGUUUUGGGACGUUUUUGUAUUAUGGAUUGAGGAACAUCGUCUGACUUUUAUUUACCAGGUGGGGAGUGGGGUUCGAGUUUUAAAACACCUCUGUGUUCUGAUGUUGCCUUAACUUUGCUGUUGCAGCAAUUAAAGUCAUCUUCACACACAUUGUGAACUAACAUUUCAUGGGUUACGUUGCUAAGCUGUGAAACCUGCUACUUAACAUCCAGGUAGACCAUGUGGUCUGAGAGUGGAAAGCCACUCGGUUUAGAGAAACGGCAACUCUCUGGCUGCUGACGUGCAGAGAGGACAGUGCUGUGCUUUGUGAAUGGAAGAAAGGGAAAACCUAGGGCAGAGAAACACAAAACAGGAGCAGGUUUGGUAAUAGUUUUAUAGUAAGCAGUUCCGGGUUGAUGAUUACCCCAGCAGGCCGAUUUUACACGUACAGCCUUGGGCAAGUCACAUGUGUCUCGUGGGUACCCUUCGCCUCCUCCCUGUUUCCAGGGGGGCACUUGCCACGUAACUUGUGCUGUUGAACAGAAAUUAUUCAAAUGGUGACCUAAUCCACAGUGUUUUUGAGCUCACUGAAAGGAUGGUGGCUCACACCAGCUUGGGUCUCCUGUCUGGCCACGAGGAUUCUUGGUGUGGCCCUCAGAGCCACUAUCAGGCUGAGUGAAGGACUGACCAGAGUUUCCACCACAAGGAAAGAAGUAGAGAUGAGGCAUAAAUUGCUGUGCGUUGUUGGAUUUUAGAACAAUUUUCUUGACCGCCCUUUCUACGGAAGAAUUUGUAGAAAGAAAAAAGUUGUUAGGAUCUUAAAAGUGCCUAGGAUGCUCUUCUGAAAUGUGCAGUUGUUGCUGCCAAGACUGAGCCGAAAAGGCUUGGAGUUACACGAUCACACAUGGGCAGGGAGUUCGCCUUUCUGAGUAUUGGUUCUGCUUGAGAGGAGUCACGGUUUUGGCAAAAGUUAUGGAUUUCAGUUUCAAUAAAUACAUUUUAAGUAGAGGAGCAGAUUCUGGUCUUAUGACUCCAUUUGAGAAUUUAGAAGUGUCAACAUUCUUAAUUAUUCUGUUGUGUUUGUUGCUGGCUUGUUGUAAAGCAAUAAAAAGAGUUCUCUUUUC
This is a messenger RNA of Camelus dromedarius (Arabian camel), 2485 nucleotides long. It is a transcript of the gene TSN, whose product is annotated as translin. The transcript has 6 exons. Gene Ontology annotation, cellular component: cytoplasm; nucleus. Gene Ontology annotation, biological process: RNA metabolic process. The record is from RefSeq and is a predicted model, not a curated record. Bases 189 to 872 code for a protein of 227 amino acids. Gene Ontology annotation, molecular function: sequence-specific DNA binding; RNA binding; single-stranded DNA binding. NCBI's taxonomy places the organism in Eukaryota, Metazoa, Chordata, Mammalia, Artiodactyla, Camelidae.